UGACACUGAUAUGCGGCUCACAUGGUAAACAGCUACAGUGAGGGCCUAAUGCAGCAGGAUAGAAACAGCAAAAUCCCAGGUUAGCAAAGUUUUCUGAGUGUCGAGUUGAAUCUAAUUUGUGAUGAUUAUACAAGGACACUGACUAGAGAGGUGUAGAUAUGAGCUCAGAGGAGGAGUCAAAGUAUCAGACACCACCCACCUGCGAUCUGCUCAGCCUUCUGCUGAAGAACAGACGUCCCACUGGAGCUGUCAAUGAAGUUUGGCCCAACCUCUUCAUCGGGGAUGCGGCAUCAGCUCAGGAUAAAACCCUGUUAUCCAGUCUUGAAAUAACACAUGUGGUGAAUGCUGCAGAUGGCCGAGGGCACAUUGACACCGGGCCAUGCUUCUACAAAGACACCAACAUAAUGUAUCAUGGAAUAGAAGCACCCGAUUGCAGAGCUUUUGACUUGAGCCCAUUCUUCACAGAGACAGCUGACUUCAUUCACACAGCUCUGAGUGGGAAAGGAAAGGUGCUAGUCCAUUGUGCACGAGGAAUCAGCCGCUCAGCCACUUUUGUUCUGGCCUUCCUCAUGAUCAAAGAAAGGCUCACCAUCGUGGAGGCGGUGAAGGCGGUUUGCAAAAGCAGAAACAUCCUUCCCAAUGUUGGCUUUCUUCACCAGCUUUGUUACCUGGACUUAACUUUGUCCCUGCAGAGGAGGAAGCCCUAAUAUGUGGAGGUGGAGAGGUGCUGCAGGAAUGUUGGAGAGUUAAAUUGGCUUUCAGCGCGCUGUGCGCUUCAGGCUGUGUGGGGUUGUGUUGCAGCCAUUUAAAAAUCAGCUUUAAAAAUAGCAGUAAAAAUAAUCUAGUCACUUAUUAUGCUGUCACUGUGCAGUUUCAUGACAGCAACAGAGCUGCAGCCGUAAUGCUUUGACAGAAUAAAGGAGGAAAAUGUGGCCACCUAAGGAUUUGUCACGACUUAACACUUGACAGUUCCUGAAAUUUCCUCCCCAAACGGGACCUUUUUAGAGCUCUGGAAUAUGCUCUGAAAUAAACCAGUUUUGUGUAAAAUCAGCACAUUUCAAAAUAAAAGAUUUUACUCUGUUAUACGUCAAAUAAAAAAAUUAACCAAAUA
Oryzias latipes (Japanese medaka) is the source of this 1111-nucleotide messenger RNA. Its product is annotated as dual specificity phosphatase 29. Gene Ontology annotation, biological process: negative regulation of MAPK cascade; protein dephosphorylation. Gene Ontology annotation, cellular component: cytoplasm. Gene Ontology annotation, molecular function: MAP kinase phosphatase activity; protein tyrosine/serine/threonine phosphatase activity. The record is from RefSeq and is a predicted model, not a curated record. Lineage: Eukaryota; Metazoa; Chordata; Actinopteri; Beloniformes; Adrianichthyidae.